This is a messenger RNA of Colossoma macropomum (tambaqui), 666 nucleotides long. It is a transcript of the gene fgf5, whose product is annotated as fibroblast growth factor 5. The record is from RefSeq and is a predicted model, not a curated record. Gene Ontology annotation, molecular function: growth factor activity; fibroblast growth factor receptor binding. Gene Ontology annotation, biological process: positive regulation of protein phosphorylation; animal organ morphogenesis; regulation of cell migration. NCBI's taxonomy places the organism in Eukaryota, Metazoa, Chordata, Actinopteri, Characiformes, Serrasalmidae. The transcript has 3 exons. Gene Ontology annotation, cellular component: cytoplasm. The coding region runs from base 22 to 666 and encodes 214 amino acids.
GAGAGAGCGCUUUGGGGAAGAAUGCACGCUCCUCUUUUCGUUGUUGUCUUUUCUCAGCUGAUUAGCGUCGCCGUCUCCGCGCAGGAAGAGCGUGCGUCUGGACGCAGGACUGUCCGACUGUACUGCAGAGUUGGCAUCGGCUUCCACCUUCAGAUUCACCCCAAUGGAAGAGUGAACGGGAGUCACGAGCCUGAUCACUUAAGUGUGCUGGAACUGUUUGCCGUGUCUCAAGGAGUCAUAGGAAUCCGAGGAGUUUUCAGCGACCGUUUUCUAGCCAUGAACAAGAGGGGAUGGCUUCAUGCUACUGAACGGUUCACAGACGACUGCAAGUUCAGGGAGCGGUUUCAAGAGAACAGCUACAACACAUACGCCUCAGUGACCCACAAGAACCAUCGGACUGGUCGAGAGUGGUUUGUGGCGCUUAACAAAAGGGGGAAGGCUAAAAUGGGCUCCAGCCCGAGAGUGAAGUCCCAGCAUGUGUCCACACAUUUUCUGCCCAGGAUGAACCUGCAUGAGAAAUCAGACCAAGGCUUUACGAUAACGGACAAAGAGCAGGAAAAAGCUCCACCGGCUCCACCAAAGCCCCCCGUCCCGAAAGUCACCGUCAACACAGGCCAGAAGAAAUCUCGAACAGUCAAGUACUGGCCCAAAUUUAGAUUUGGAUAG